GUGUUUCUGCUUAGUGCCUCAGCAGGGACCAGGACGAGAUGCAGAACGACGCCGGGGAGUUCGUGGACCUUUAUGUCCCUCGGAAAUGCUCUGCUAGCAACCGAAUCAUUGGUGCUAAGGAUCAUGCUUCCAUUCAGAUAAACAUUUCUGAGGUUGACAAGGUGACAGGCAGAGUGAACGGCCAGUUCAAGACUUACGCCAUCUGCGGCCCAAUCCGGAGAAUGGGUGAAUCAGAUGACUCCAUUUUGCGUCUGGCAAAAAACGAUGGAAUUGUUUCCAAGAACUUUUAACUGAAGAAACUCCGGUAUGGAACAUGUGAAAUAAACAGUUCAAAACUA
Messenger RNA from Corvus hawaiiensis (hawaiian crow), 338 nucleotides. It is a transcript of the gene RPS21, whose product is annotated as ribosomal protein S21. Gene Ontology annotation, cellular component: ribosome; cytosolic small ribosomal subunit. Lineage: Eukaryota; Metazoa; Chordata; Aves; Passeriformes; Corvidae. Gene Ontology annotation, molecular function: structural constituent of ribosome. The record is from RefSeq and is a predicted model, not a curated record. Bases 39 to 290 code for a protein of 83 amino acids. Gene Ontology annotation, biological process: endonucleolytic cleavage to generate mature 3'-end of SSU-rRNA from (SSU-rRNA, 5.8S rRNA, LSU-rRNA); endonucleolytic cleavage in ITS1 to separate SSU-rRNA from 5.8S rRNA and LSU-rRNA from tricistronic rRNA transcript (SSU-rRNA, 5.8S rRNA, LSU-rRNA); translation. The transcript has 5 exons.